AUGGCCAUGCCCGGUGGCGGCUACGGCGGGUAUGGCGGGGGCGAUGGCUACAAUCACGCUGGUAGCAAUGGCGUACACAGCAGCAACAACGGGGGUCACCACACCUACGGUGGCAAGGGGGGCGUGGGCAUGAUGGACGGAAGACAUCAGGAGGAGGAGGAGGAAGAGGAGGACCUGAGCGGCUUGGAGGCGCUCGUGCUUCAGCUAGAGAACGAAAAACACAUGGAUCAACACCUCGCACACGAUACACAGGCCAAGCUUGAGAUGCGGGCAGUAGCGCACCUUGAGGUGGAGCGAGGCGUUCGAAGAAUGCAACAGGCCCACGAGGAGAAAAUAAAAGCCUUUCUACUCAAGGCGCAGGAUAUCAACGAGGACUGCCGCAUCCGCGACAACAAGAUCAAGGAGCUUCAGCAGAUUAGCCACGAUAUGGACGAGGAGAUGGCGCAAGCCCUGACAAAGCGGAAGGAGACAGUCGAACAGGUCAAGAGGGAGGAGAGAGAGGCUUUCCGGAACCAGGAACGGUCUGAGGAACGGUCCAAGAGGCAUGCCUCAUCGAGCGGCCAUUACGGCAGCGCCAGCGGCGACUACAGCAGCGGCGGCGGCGGCGGAGGCCAUAGCAACGGGGGAAUGGGGAUGGGAAUGGGAAUGGUUUCAAGGGUAGGGGACAUGGGUCGCCGCACUCAGUCUUCUUCGGGGGCUUCCUUUUCGCCGCGGGGGGCGUAUGCGGGCAACCGGGUGGCGGGCGGGCGGGGGGGGGAGGGUACAGGAAUUGCGGCGGCGGGGAGAGAUAGGGAGAGUGCGGGGGGGGCGGCGGCUCGGUCCAACGCUCAACCGAAGCCCUUCGAACAGAUCCGGCAGGCUUGCGUCGAAGACACUCUAACGGACUUUUUCGGCUUAUGACGGGGGACGUGUUUGGCUUCUCUCUUUUUGGGCAGGAGGUUUUCGUGUUUUGGGGCAAGUGACGAGAGCCUCCCUGGGGCUUGCAACGCGUACCUCACUUGUCUGUGUGCUUUUUAGUGGUCCCGUGAGUCUUUGCUUUCGAAAGCAGCGGUCUGCGGUCUUGAAGGCGUACAGAAAUGGGGUCCAGGCAGAUGGCUCAACUCCAUCGGGGGGUGCGGCAGCUCUGCUGGGGCCACGGGUCUAUUUCGCCGGAGAAAUGGCGGCCCUGCAAGUGUAGAGUCUACACGGCGGUGUUUUCGUGCGUUUGGACGAUCCAUGUGUCAUUGAAUUUGUUACGUGUGGCAACAACAUUUUUAACAAGAGAUGACCAAGGGGUGGCUCGGUCAUGGGCACGUUUGAUGAAUGCGGAAGUUCGUUGUGAGAAAAUAAUUCGACAGCUCUCCUCAACGGUCUUGCCGGGGUCUUUCGACACUCUAGUUUUCUGCAAGAAAUGUCACAAGACAUAGAUGUCGUAUCGGGCUUCGCGGUGUCGAUUAAGUCUUAAAACAUUACGCUACGCUACGCGACACGGAGGGAUAGAUAUCAUAUCACCUCUUGAUUUGCUGUGGGCAAGGGCCGAGAGUGCUGAUCGUAUGGACACCCCUUUGACUCUUGUUGAGAAUGCCAUGGUUGUCUUCGGGCCUUUUGUCUAGCCUUAUUUUCUGUAGUUUUCAGUUUUUUUUUCGUUGUUGUCGUCGGUGAUGAGCGUAAACGUUGUCGGCCGGUGGACUGCUUUGUUUAUACUUGGUCAAGUAGUUCCCCUGGUGCGAAAAAAAUAUGGCAACCAUAGAAAUGU
This is a messenger RNA of Ectocarpus siliculosus, 1735 nucleotides long. NCBI's taxonomy places the organism in Eukaryota, Phaeophyceae, Ectocarpales, Ectocarpaceae. The record is from the annotation of a GenBank genome assembly.